AUGGAUGCUGCUUCCAGUUCGCAGACCGUGUCCAUGGACGUGGCGGUUAAGGUUGAGGGUGCCAUAGGUGGUGGUGGUGGUGGUGGUGGGGAGGAGGGUGAGGGCGAGGGUGAGGCCUAUAAGGUGGAGGCGGCGGCGAUGGAGCUCGACCUGCUUGGUGCCCUCCGAGCGGAGGGUAUGGAGAAGGGGAAGGCCGCCGCUGCCGUGAUGGUGAGCGAGGUGGCGCCGCCCUCCGUGGGGGAGAGGGCUGCUGCGGCGUCGGCGGUGGCCGGUGGCGGCGGCGAGGUCCGGCGCCGGCUGUUCAGGUGCAACUACUGCCAGCGCAAGUUCUACACGUCGCAGGCGCUGGGCGGCCACCAGAACGCGCACAAGCGGGAGCGCUCCCUCGCCAAGCGCGGCGCCGCCGUCGCGGCGGCCGCGGCGGCCGGCCGGGGCCUGUACGCGUUCGGCGACCCGUUCGUGCCGCACCACCUCCGCUUCCGCUCCCUCUGGCCGUACCCCGCCGGCGGCGGCAGGGCGCCGUUCCUCGGCGGCCGCGGCUCCGCCCCCGCCGCGGCGGCGUCGCCGUUCUACGGCGCCGUGCACCACGGCUGGAGCGCCCAGCCGCCGUCCCUCGGGGGGAUCGCCGGCCGGCACGCCGCCGCCGAACACCCGGCGUACGCGGGCGACGCCUUCGGCUACGGCGCCGGCUCGUCGUCCUCCAGGGGCGGCCCCGUCUCGCCCUUCCCCACCACGACGGCGGCCGGGCUCCGGUGGGCCGAAGGGAGCGCCGGCGGCACGGUCCAUAGCACCGCCGCCACCGCCACCACCACCGGCGAUCACAACGUGGCUGCAGAGGCCAAGAAGCAGGAGGAGAUCUCAAGCAGCAAGAUAGACCUGACUCUCAAGCUCUAGGUGUCACUAGGGUUUCCAUUUCUUCAUCAUUACUGCAGCCUUUAAUCUGAUCCUGUUGUUAGAAGCUAAAAAUGCUUAAUUUUUCAUCGUCUAAUUCUGGUUAAUUAGGAGUUUUAUUCAUUCAUGCAUGCAUAUGGUCACAUGAUUAGGGGGGCUUGCAAUUUGGUUUGGUAGAGGUGGUGUGUAGUGCAAAGGCUUCAUUGGGUUAAUUAUUUCCAUAUGCAUGCAUGUAUCUAUGCUGGCUCAAUUUCCCCCAUUGGAAAAUUAUGGUUCUGUCUUUAAUUUUUUUCGAUUGUUCUUCGAUGAA
Oryza brachyantha (malo sina) is the source of this 1201-nucleotide messenger RNA. Its product is annotated as zinc finger protein GIS3-like. Bases 1 to 894 code for a protein of 297 amino acids. Lineage: Eukaryota; Viridiplantae; Streptophyta; Magnoliopsida; Poales; Poaceae. Gene Ontology annotation, biological process: negative regulation of abscisic acid-activated signaling pathway. The transcript has a single exon. The record is from RefSeq and is a predicted model, not a curated record.